Molecule: messenger RNA, 210 nt
Organism: Paramecium pentaurelia
Lineage: Eukaryota; Ciliophora; Oligohymenophorea; Peniculida; Parameciidae
Source: the annotation of a GenBank genome assembly
AUGCCAAUUUAUAAUGAAGUUUGGGAGGAGGAAGGUAAAAUUAGAUCUAUUCUGUAGAUUUCAUGUUCAGAAAUAUGAUUAAUCUCUAAACUUUAACAAAGAAUCAUGUUAAACUUUUGGACAAUCUUAAAUUUGAAUUUGUUGAGUACAAAGUAAUCAAAUUAUUAUAUAUUAAUGGCAAAUCAAUUAUUAGCUUGUCAUCUAUAUGAU